AUGACGGGAUCAAAGGAUGCAGACGUGAAAUCCACUAGGAAAUUUAUUACUCCCGCUUCUCUUGGUGAUCAUAAUAAAAACAUUAAAACUAAAGCAGAUCUUGAGGGAGAUGCCAACGACCAGAAAUCCCUGAAUACCUUAUCAAAUGCUAAAAGUGCCAAAAAUACUACCGAUUUUCCCACAAAUACCGCCGUUACUACCGCAUCUUCUAAUAAUUAUGUGACCAAACCUUCAACCCUAGACACAUCCCCUCCACCUUCUGCUGGUCUCCCUCCCCGCCCACCACCCCAAGAAAGACCUUCUAUCCGACCGGGUCCUGACAACGUUCAAUAUUUCCACCCGUUGCCCAACCAACCUGAAAGUGGAUCUUCCCAAUACGGCCCAAGUAAUUUUCCUAAGCCUAGUGGGCUGCCAUCCCCUGCAUCUGGAACUUCGUCUACCUCAAAUGGAUUUCCCCCUCAUAUUGCGGGUUUUCAGAAAUUUUCCCAAUCACCUGGCAACCAAACGAAAAGCAGUGUUCCAAAGGCUCCCCGAAGUGACAGGCUGAACAACGAAAAACCCAAGAGUUCUCGCUGGGAAGGAGAUAGGGAGGAGCCUUGGGCGCCUGAAGUUCAGAAAAAAUAUGAUAAAUUUCUCCAUAACGAACGUGUUUAUGUUACUGAAGGGCUUUGGGAUCGGUUUCCGCCUGGAUCGAGGUUGUUUGUUGGGAAUCUGCCCACGGAGAGAGUCACCAAACGGGACCUCUUCCACCUGUUUCAUAAAUACGGUGAUCUCGCCCAAAUAUCCAUUAAGCAGGCAUAUGGAUUUGUCCAGUUCCUAGAACCUACAUCUUGCCAUAAUGCGUUAGAAGCAGAACAAGGAGGAUUUAUACGAGGUCGCAAAAUUCAUCUUGAAAUCUCAAAACCUCAAAAAUCAACGAGAAAUGCUCCGGCACCAGAUUCCUCGAGGCAACCAGUUAAGAGAAGGUCUAGGUCACCUGAAGCUGCCCGAGUUAUAUCAAAUUACCGUGGCAUCCGUUCAGGUGGUGACCGAUUUGACAGAACUGCGGAGCCCGGCAGGCCACUUAUCAGAGAAUUCGGGGACCGUGAUGAGCCGUAUCGCCGUCGUGAUGAUUACCACUCAGCUCGUACGCCAUCUCCACAUGGAUACCGCCGAGGCGACCCUCGCUCCCAUGAUCGAACUCCAGAGAAUUAUGAACGACGUCGCAAUAGGCGUCGUUCAAGGUCUCCUUACUCACGUUCAGGGAGAUAUAGAAGUCCGAGUCCGAGAGAAAAGGGUACUGAAAAUGACUCAGAUCUUCAUAUUCCAAAGCGAUCCCCACGAGAAGUACCAGAUGUCGAAAUAAUUGUCUUAGAAAACGUUGAUAGAGAUUUCAUACAUCAUAUCGAAAAAACUUUUCGAGACCGGGGGUUGCGAACGGAUGUUCUCAUUUUGAGCCCCCGGAUGUCCCUUGCAGCUGUUAUUCGACGUCAGAUAAUCGAGGGGGUGCAGGCAAUUGUCAAGCUAUCCCGCUCAAAUCAGUAUUCUGGCAAAAUCCCAUUACAGGUGUUUAAUCGCACAGGUGGCAUCGACAAUGUUAAGUUCAAUGAAUAUUCAGAGCUUGAAUUGAAUGUUGCUGCCGAUGUCGUGCUUCAUGCGACGACCGUCCACCCUGGGAGUACCUCGAAAUAUACCACUACGCAAAUGCCUGAAAUUUCUCAACUGCAGGCGUCCUCUAAAGUCCCACCUCCUUUAAAAUCUAAUAAUAAUAUUACGAAUCUCAUUUCUAGUCUAGAUAGCACCGCACUUCAAUCUCUCCUUCGCGCACUACAACAAAACCCUUCACCCCAGAAUUCUGCUCAACUGACUAGCUGCACGCUCCAGGCCGCUCAGCAACACUACACUCCCCAAGGCAACCAAACAGAUCUUGCGAGUAUCCUUAGUAGCUUCUCUCGUCAGCAAAAUUCUUUGGUUCCUCCAACCUCUGCCACCCAAACAGCUCAGCCUCCUGCUUAUGGGCUUCCACCGCACCUCCCCGGCGGGAAAAGUGAUCCGAACUUGGCAUCCCUUCUGGCGCAAACUUUGGGAGGACAACGAUUAAGUCAACCGCUUAUCGCGCCUCCUCAGAUAGCACCACAGAUGUCUCCCCAUAUUCAAAGUAUCAUGGACCAAUUGAAGAAGUGGAAGCAAUGA
Molecule: messenger RNA, 2172 nt
Organism: Histoplasma mississippiense
Lineage: Eukaryota; Fungi; Ascomycota; Eurotiomycetes; Onygenales; Ajellomycetaceae
Exons: 5
Coding region: 1-2172 (723 amino acids)
Molecular function (GO): RNA binding
Source: RefSeq, a predicted model, not a curated record